This is a messenger RNA of Aspergillus nidulans FGSC A4, 348 nucleotides long. RefSeq lists its product as uncharacterized. The record is from RefSeq and is a predicted model, not a curated record. The coding region runs from base 1 to 348 and encodes 115 amino acids. Lineage: Eukaryota; Fungi; Ascomycota; Eurotiomycetes; Eurotiales; Aspergillaceae. The transcript is spliced from 3 exons.
AUGGAAAUACAAGUCUUUCAUACUGAGGGGGAAAGCGGUAGCGCAUUCGAACGGAUCAAUUACCCACUCAAGGAGGCGACCUGCACUGGACAGUCCGUUCUGGACAUUCUGACCGAUUUGGUCAACACCGCGACGGGGUCGUGGGUCAGAGUAAGGAAGAUCCUGGAGGCAGUGGGGGACAAGAGGCUGUCUGAUCGCGUCGGCGAAUUCUUCCAAGGAUAUGUCCGGCACCACCUUUACUGCAGCCGGUAUAAACUCGGGAUGGUCUGCGCAGAGUCUGGAAAUCAAGAGCUGCUGCGCUUUCACCAGAUGAGUCUCGAUGUGGUGGGGGGCAGUGAGACGGAAUGA